Molecule: messenger RNA, 786 nt
Organism: Protopterus annectens (West African lungfish)
Lineage: Eukaryota; Metazoa; Chordata; Ceratodontiformes; Protopteridae
Product: ADP-ribosylation factor 1
Biological process (GO): vesicle-mediated transport; intracellular protein transport
Cellular component (GO): cytoplasm; plasma membrane
Molecular function (GO): GTPase activity; GTP binding
Source: RefSeq, a predicted model, not a curated record
AAGAGAAGGUUGGAUUAAGGUAAAUGUGAACACCACACUACAAUGGGGAACAUAUUUGCGUCAUUGUUUAAAGGCCUCUUUGGAAAGAAGGAAAUGCGAAUUUUGAUGGUGGGACUUGAUGCAGCAGGCAAAACAACAAUUCUGUAUAAACUCAAACUGGGGGAAAUUGUAACCACAAUCCCAACCAUAGGUUUGAUCUUUGUAGUUGACAGCAAUGACAGAGAACGAGUAAAUGAGGCAAGAGAAGAACUAACGAGAAUGCUGGCAGAAGAUGAGCUGCGAGAUGCAGUAUUGUUAGUUUUUGCCAAUAAACAGGACCUACCAAAUGCAAUGAAUGCUGCUGAGAUAACAGAUAAACUGGGUCUGCAUUCGUUGCGUCACAGAAACUGGUACAUCCAGGCCACCUGUGCUACCAGUGGAGAUGGACUGUACGAGGGGCUGGACUGGCUGUCCAAUCAGUUGAAAAACCAAAAGGCUUGAAAACCAAGAAAUGAUCCAUUCCAUUCCCUGUAGUGGCUCUGCAGAGUUGGCCAGCCAUUUGCUGUCUGUGCACCUUCUGUGUGUGAGUACAUCUGUGACCAAGUGGGAGCAGCCUUCUCACUAUGUGCCUUAUACGUUUCCUUGAAAACAGUAUUGAGUUUCGAAACACUACCCAUUUGUUGGACACUUUAUACCAUCAGAAAAAGUCUAGAAUUCUGUUUGUUGAAAAUGUUGUACGGUACUCUUCAGUAUUGAAAUGUUCUUAAAAGAAUUUGGCAAUAAAGUCAAAAGUGUGAAACAGCUGUA